Messenger RNA from Homarus americanus (American lobster), 3360 nucleotides. Its product is annotated as alanine aminotransferase 2-like. The record is from RefSeq and is a predicted model, not a curated record. The transcript has 12 exons. Bases 216 to 1766 code for a protein of 516 amino acids. Gene Ontology annotation, molecular function: pyridoxal phosphate binding; L-alanine:2-oxoglutarate transaminase activity. NCBI's taxonomy places the organism in Eukaryota, Metazoa, Arthropoda, Malacostraca, Decapoda, Nephropidae. Gene Ontology annotation, biological process: biosynthetic process.
CAGAUGCGGGUUACUCGUUUGGUCAUAUUUUGUGGAGAGACAACCUUCAGUAUUUUACGUCUUAUCUCGUAAAUAUUAACUGAAUUGAUUGUUUUUCUCUAUUAGAUUCAGAAGAUUAAUACCUGAAGUACCAUCACCGAGAAGAAAAAAGUCCUGUAACUGUGGUUAAGUGGAGUUAAAUACGUUAUAGAGCGAGAGUAUUAGAGAGGAGUGGUAUGAUGUCGUCUGCAGGUUUACGGCGACUCUUCACAGCUGGUCACUCAAGCAGUCAGUUGAGCUGUAGACUCUUUACUGAACACAUACGUACAUUAUCCACCACCGUAAAUAUGGAACAACGUGUAGUUACCCUCGAGAAUAUGAAUCCCCAUGUUAAAAAGAUGGAGUACGCAGUUCGUGGACCCUUGGUGAUUCGCGCAACUGCUAUAGAGAAAGAACUACAGGCGGGAGGGAGGAAGCCGUUCAAGACAGUAACAAAGGCGAACAUCGGCGAUGCUCACGCCAUGGGUCAGAAGCCCAUCACUUUUCUCAGACAGGUGGUAUCUCUGUGCCUGAUGCCUUCCCUCAUGGACGACCCCAACAUUCCUUCAGAUGUGAAGGAGCGGGCGCAAGGUAUCCUAAAUGGGUGUAAAGGCAGCUCUUUGGGUUCCUACAGUGACUCUGCCGGUGUUGAGGUCAUCCGUCGUCACGUGGCAGAGUACAUUGAGAGACGCGAUGGAUUUCCCUCCAACUGGGAAGAUAUUAUUCUCUGUGCCGGUGCCUCAGAAGGAAUUAGGGGAACAAUGAAGAUGAUGAUCAAACAUGACAACAGCAUCAAGCCAGGAGUGAUGAUCCCAAUCCCACAGUACCCACUCUACUCUGCCACCAUAGCAGAGUUUGAUCUUCACCAGAUUGGUUACUACCUAAAUGAGUCCACCAACUGGGGGCUCGACAUUUCUGAGCUGGAGCGAGCGUAUGAUGAAGCCAAGGAAGUGUCCAAUCCAAAGGCUUUGGUUGUUAUCAAUCCUGGCAACCCAACCGGUAAUGUACUCACAAAGGAGAAUAUUCAGGGGGUCAUCAAAUUUGCUUAUGAGAAGAAACUCUUCCUUUUUGCUGAUGAGGUGUACCAAGACAAUGUAUAUGCAGAGGGCUGUAAGUUCCACUCAUUCAAGAAAGUGGUAAUGGAAAUGGGUGCUCCAUAUAACCAAAUGGAACUUGCUUCUUUCAUGUCAUGCUCCAAAGGAUACAUGGGAGAGUGUGGCCUGAGAGGAGGUUAUGCUGAGAUAGUCAACUUGGACCCACAAGUUAAGACUAUGUAUCUGAAAAGUAUUUCUGCCAAGUUGUGCCCCACAACCCUUGGUCAGGCUGUGAUGGAAUGUGUUGUGAACCCACCAAGAGAGGGAGAACCUUCAUACGAGCAGUUCAUAGAGGAGAAAAAAGCCGUCUUGUCAUCACUUGCUGAACGUGCCAAGAUGGUUGCUGAAACAUUCAAUUCUGUGCCAGGGAUGUCAUGUAAUGUUGUCCAAGGAGCCAUGUAUGCCUUCCCACAGAUCAUGUUGCCAGAGAAAGCUGUACAAGCUGCAAAAGCUGCAGGUCAAGCUGCUGAUGUGUUCUAUGCAUUCCAACUACUUGAAAACACUGGUAUUUGUAUUGUCCCAGGCAGUGGGUUUGGGCAGCGACCAGGGACUUACCACUUCAGGACCACUAUCCUACCCCAGCCAGAGUUGCUCAAGACCAUGCUUGAAAAGUUCCGUGACUUCCAUUCGAAUUUCAUUAAACUUUAUGAAUAAGCAGUUUCUUCAUCAAACUUCUAAUUACACAUAUCCCACUUGCUUUUGUUUUCAGGAACUCAUCCUCCACACUCUUAACUGCAGCCACAAGACUGAGGUUUAAAAAGGGUAAUAUCUUUAUCUGUCCAUAGCAGUGCAAUAAACACAAGUAUCUCAUACCUGUCUAUCCAUGGGUCUGUGUUAGAUAAAGUGUUUUGUAUUUUCAAGUUCAGGAGAAAUGUGUUCUUCAGUUUAGUAUACAGUACUUUGAUCAAUAUUUUAGAAAAAAAUUGUAUGAAAGAAAAAUCAAAUGUACUGUACAGUAAACUGUAUUUUAAUAUGAUUUGUGAUUAAAGGUUGUAUAUAUUACUGUAUUAUUUUAAAAAAGACAAGUUCAUAAGUUUGUAGUAAUUAUAUGUAGUCUUUUCAGUAAAAUGUUCUUUUUUUUUUCUCUCUAAAAAAAAAAUGAGAUAUGAAUAUUAAUACUUUAGCAUCUACAUAUAGUUAGUGAGCACUUGUUACAAAUUGCAUCAUUAAAAUAUGAUUGUAUAUGGUAAUGACUUGAUAAACACUAUUAAAAGAUUGAAUUGAACUCGGUAAUAGUACUGAAUACCUGUACUGAUAAUUAUAUUGCCUUUAAAGAAAUCACACCAAACACACAAAUAAAUAUACCAGAACUGUAAAUGCUCAUAUAGAAAGCUUCAUUUUUCAAUUGAUAAUUGCUCACAUUAGUUUUUCUUGUAAAUCAGUAAUUGUUUCAAAAUUUUAUAUCAAUCUUUGUCCAUGUAUUGAACAGCAGAACUAAAUGUUUGAUUAUAUUUUGGCUAAGUACUAUACACAUACUACCACUCAAGGAGUGUAUUGACCUGAUAUUGUGAAUAUUGUAUACUGUAUAUUAUAUCAUACUCUGUUCACCUUCUCUAUAUACUGUAGUGGCAUAGAAUAAUCUUCAAUUGCUACCUAAAAUGAUUUGUAUUUUUAUAUUGCCCUAAUAUGGUCCUAGGUAACACUGUGUGUGAAACCAAAAGUUAUUUAGUAAUUAACAAAAAUUAUUACCCAGUGGAUAUUAUCUAAACCAAAAAAUUCUGCAGUGUAUGGAAGUUUAAUGGUACAAUAUUUGUAAAGUAACUGAUUAUUAAACAAUUUAUUAUUUAGAACCAUUAUAAUGGUGUCAUUGUGAAAGAAACACUACGGUAUUACUUGCAAUUAAUGGAAUUUCAAAAUGCUGUGCUUCCCAGAAUAUCACUAGAAAAAGAUAUCCUUCCCGGGAAGACUGUUUCUCCCCUUUGCUGGAUUAUGGCACAGCUACUGAAAUUUUAUUACGAAACUGAAUUUUACAACAUCAUGUGAUUUAUGGUAAAAGCAUUUGUGCUGUGGUUAUGUUUUAUUUAGAUUGGCUUAUAAUUAAAUAUGCAUUAAUUCUGGAGGAUAUUGCUAGAGAUUCAUUCAUGCAUCUUGUAAUUCCAGUUGCUGAAAUCUGGAUCACUUCUGCUGCACACUUUUAUAAAUUUGGAAUGCACUGAACUGUGAUAAAUCUGCCUCACUGCUUGAUGAGCAGUUACAAUGUAUAAAUAAUUACCCCAUGCAAAUAAAAUCACGUAAAAAGUUUGCUUUA